Fraxinus pennsylvanica is the source of this 498-nucleotide messenger RNA. Lineage: Eukaryota; Viridiplantae; Streptophyta; Magnoliopsida; Lamiales; Oleaceae. The record is from the annotation of a GenBank genome assembly.
AUGAUAUAUCUGAAUUUCGGGCGUCUUGGGGUUGAAAAUCAUUCAAGUGACGGCCGAUGGACAUUGGCUGAUCAACUGGAAGGCAACGAGGAUGAAUACAAUAAUUACCGGAGUAUGGUAGUCAAAUUUAUUAAGAAUAAGCGUGAAAUGUUUGAGCCCUUUAUUGAAGAUGAAGUGCCAUUUGAUAAAUACUGUAAGUCCAUGAGUGAGGCUGGCACUUCCGCAGGACAUAUGGAAUUGCAAGCAGCUUCUCUUGUCGCUCGUACUAACAUAUGCAUUCACAGACACAUGUCACCUUGCUGGUACAAAUCCAAUUUUGAUAAAAGUGAAGCUGGGAUGAUUCAUCUGUUGCAGUUCUUAUCAAAUUCUGAUAUUCCUCAGCAUAUUCUGAUAUUUUGGGGAAUGACUUUUCUGUUAUUCUCAGCAUAUUCCUCAUAUGCUGUAUCAAAUUCUGAUUAUCUCAAAUUAUAUCAAAAGUCUGAUGCAUAUCUUUCCUGA